Molecule: messenger RNA, 5586 nt
Organism: Oenanthe melanoleuca
Lineage: Eukaryota; Metazoa; Chordata; Aves; Passeriformes; Muscicapidae
Gene: TTC39B
Product: tetratricopeptide repeat domain 39B
Exons: 19
Coding region: 151-1911 (586 amino acids)
Molecular function (GO): protein binding
Source: RefSeq, a predicted model, not a curated record
GGGCAGGAGCAGCGGGGCCGCGCCAGACUGGGCCGGAUCGAGCGGGGGCGGCCGGUGAAGGGCGGGGGGCGGCACCGCCGCUGGGCUGUGGGCAGUGGACGGGGCGCGGCGGCCGCAGAGAUCUCUCGCGGCGGGCAGCGGAGAGGGAACAUGGCGAGCGUAGGAAACGGCACGGAGGAGAGCGGCGGCGGCGGCGAGGAGGAAAACUUUGAAGAUGCCUAUGAGAGCAUCCCCGUGGCAUCCAAGAUGGAUCUCAAGUGUGCUCUUGAAGAGUGUUCAAUGGCACUGAACUUAUUUCUAAACAAUAAGUUUUCUGAAGCACUGGAACUACUUCGUCCAUGGUCCAAAGAUAGUAUGUACCAUGCACUUGGAUACAGCACUAUCUUAGUUAUGCAAGCUGCAAUGACCUUUGAACAGCAGGAUAUACAAAUGGGAAUUUCUACAAUGAAGGAUGCUUUGCAAACCUGCCAAAGAUUCAGGAAAAGAAGCACAGUGGUGGAAUCCUUAUCCAAUCUAGUUUCUAAGCAGACAGUGGAUCAGUUGAGUGAAGAGGAAAUGCAUGCUGAAAUCUGCUAUGCUGAAUGCUUGUUACAGAAAGCAGCUCUCACCUUCGUGCAGGAUGAAAAUAUGAUCAACUUUAUCAAAGGUGGCCUCAAAAUUAGGACAAGUUACCAAAUAUACAAGGAAUGUCAUCAGGUGCUACAGAUGACUCAGGCAAACAAAAGCAAAAAUGAAACGUACUACCAGUUUGAAGGAGGAGUAAAACUUGGAAUUGGAGCAUUCAACUUGAUGCUGUCACUUUUACCAGGAAGGAUCCUCCGACUUUUGGAAUUUAUUGGAUUUUCUGGCAAUAGGGAGUUGGGCCUCUGCCAACUACGGGAAGGCGCAUCUGGCAGCAGUUUGAGGGCCAUUCUGUGUACUUUCACCCUGUUGGUUUAUCAUACUUACGUCUCCUUAAUCCUUGGUACAGGGGAAGCCAACCUUCAGGAAGCAGACAGUCUCCUUGAACCCUACCUCCAGAAAUUUCCGAAUGGUUCCAUUAUUCUGUUUUAUGCUGCCAGAAUAGAUAUACUGAAAGGAAAUUUUGAAAAGGCACAGUUAAGGUUCCAAGACUGCAUAGCAGCCCAGCAAGAGUGGAAACAGAUUCAUCAUCUCUGUUACUGGGAGCUGAUGUGGUGCUACACCUUCCAGCAGGACUGGCUUCAAGCAUAUCGGUAUGCAGACCUGCUCAGCAAAGAGAGCAGGUGGUCUAAGGCAAUAUAUGUAUUCCAGAAGGCAGCAAUUCUCUGUAUGCUUUCAGAGGAUGAUUUGAAGACUACUGGUGAGGACAUAGUGUCUUUAUUCAGACAAGUGGAUGGCCUAAAACAGAGAAUUGCAGGAAAAUCUAUCCCUACGGAGAAGUUUGCAGUAAGGAAAGCUCGACGCUAUGCAUCUCCUCAGCCAGUGAAGCUGAUAUUACCUGCCUUGGAAAUGAUGUAUGUCUGGAAUGGAUUUGCAAUUGUGGGCAAAAGAGCAGACCUCACUGAAAACUUACUGGUUACAAUUGAAAAAGAAGAAACUGCUCUACAAAAUGAAACUAAUCACAAUGAAUACUAUGUGGAUGAUGUGUGCAUGUUGCAGCUACUGAAAGGCCUCUGCCUGAAACACUUGGGAAGACUCAUGCAAGCUGAAUUAUGUUUCAGUAAAGUAAUUCAAAGUGAGAAGCAAAUAAAAUAUGACAGUUACUUGGUGCCAUUCACGCUGUAUGAAUUGGGUCUGCUGUACAAACAACAGGAUGAGAGAGAAAAAGCAAUAAGAUACAUAGAAACUGCAAAAAACAACUACAAGGAAUACUCUAUGGAGUCCAGGUUGCAUUUCAGAAUUCAUGCAGCGCUUGACAGCUUGAAGGUGACACCUGCUUCAACACCUUGAAUGAGGAGGAAUGCUUUUCAUGCAUAUAAUAAAUAGCCUACACAAUCUUUUUGCAAUUUUUUUUAAUCAUAGAGAGGAACGUAAUGAUUGUUUUCUGUCACUUCUGAUUUGAUGUAUAUCAUUCCUUUAGAUGUUUUCUGUAUAGCGCCUAUACUGUAUCUACAUGCUGUUAUAAAGAAGACCUUAUAUUUUGUUUGAUAAAAAUAAUUUAAUAUUUGACUUGAAUGGGGGAUAUUUUUAAAAAAUAAGGUGAUGGUGCAAUAAAGUUUAAUGAAAAUACUUUAUUUUUUUUAUAUAAGAGCAGAUGCAGGUGAUGCAGUGGAAUUGGUGAUAAUUUCUGCAUUUUUUUAAAGUUUGAUUUUCUGCAGUACACUUGAGACUAUUUUUCUCUCUGGAACAAAAAUGCAAUGUCUGCAGAUAACCUUACCCGCAUUUUUUGCCGUACCAUACUCUGAAAUUUGUGUUCCAGAGGAAAGAAUUAGCCAUCUUUGACUUAAUUUCAUUUUGGGAACAAAAUGAAUCUGUCUGAAGUGCAAUAUUUUUACUCUGUCAGAUGAAGCUAAGCAGGGCUUCAGAUGAAGCUAAGCAGGGCUACAGUUAUAAUGUCUUUGCAGGUCUGUUUCACUCAAAAUAAGUGCUUACAGGGGAUAUUUUUCACUUGUAGAAAAGUAGAGCUACAAAGGACAUUAUGUUCUUGUUCUAAAGUAGAAUCAACAGUCUUAAGUUGUUCCUGACAGAUUUAUUUCACCUGUCUAACAAAAAUAAAAAAAGCACUGAGAACAUUCAUUUUGGAACUUACACAGAAUGUCUUUCCCAGUGAUAAAAGACUGGGAAAUUUUGUCUGAUGUCUACCCCAAAUAAUUAUUGGCACAACUGAAACUGAUUGUUUCCCAUCUUCCCUGUCAUGGAUCUGGAGAAAGGAUUGUUCUUUACCUUUUUGAAGGGAUCAUUUAAUAUUUGUAGACUAGCACCCUGGUUGGUAUUCUCUGUUCUUGGAUCCUAACCAAAGUAAAUAAAAAUUGGUGGAUUAAAGCAUUUUCCUAAUGUAGAACUUGGUUGUGCAUCAAAAAGUGAAUCCAUUUUUAAACUUGCAGUUAAGAAAAUAUAAGAAAAUAUUCUAGUCUAAUUUCUACCAAAAAUAUGCAGUAAAAUUGUGAUACCUGCAUUUUUAUUUUCAUGCUUAUACGCAAACAGCAGUAUCAGAUUGAAUUUCCCAUUUAUUUAGAUACACAGAUUCUAGCUGUCUGUUCUUAAAAAUAAAAAUAUAUUUGAUUUUUAUUUAAAUAUAUACCAAAUAAUAUUCUUUUACUAGCUGUUGCAAAACUUACCAUUUCUGUAUUUUAUCUGGUAUAUUUACUUCUCCACAGUAAAUUCAUAGUACAUAUGCUCAUGUGUGUGAUUUGCUGCCCUUAUCUACUACCCAGGCAAAAUCAGGACAAAAGAAAUAGGUGAAAAAUGUCCUCAGUGAAUGAGUAACUGAAGUUUCUAAUUAAAUGGUCAAUAUAAUCUAAAUGCUAUAACAGUUAUUCUCAGGUUACUGAGAACACAGCUUUCUUCUAUGACUUAUAAAUAACGGGGUCAUUUAAUUGCUUAUAAUUCUGUAAUACAGUGGUAUAUUUCCAGGAGAAGUAAGAGGUAAAAAUAUUAGCUAAAUAAACAUAACAGGUCUUUCAAAAUGGAAACCUGAUCCAAAGUCUUUCUUUGUUGGUUUGGAUUUGUGCCUAUUGUAAAUGUCCAACUAAGUUAUUUUGUAAAAUUAAUACACAUGUGAGUUUGAAGCUUAGAUACCUGAGACACUGAAUUACUGAUAAAAUAAGCAUGCUUAUUUUCAAAUAUAUUUAGUUGACUAUAGCUAAACUUUGAAGUAGAGUUUAGCAUAUGCUGUCAACUGACUUUGCUAAAGAUUUGCCCAUUUAUAUAUAUGAGUAUAAACUGUAGUGAGCAUAAACUCAUAUAUUUUCAGGAAAUACUUUUAAUGCAUCUGUGUGCAUUGUAUGUUCAGUUUAGGAUUAUUUUGGUCAAUCUGAUUAGUGGAUUGGAGUCUGCUUCAUAUUUCUGUGGAAGGUGAUGGGAACAAUUGCCAGUAAAACUUCUGUAAUUUGUGUUCCAAAUAGUAUUUGGAACUAUUUGUAGUUCCAAGAGUAAUACACUCUAGAAGAGUUAUAACUGGGACUACAGACUCUCAAUGCAGAGCACAAUGUAGUCUCUGAUCUCUUGUUGUUGUGGGGAGCAUCUUAAAGCUAAUAUUUUAUGGGUGAUUUGAGAUAGAAAUCAAAAUUAACAAAAUAUGAAGAAUGAAACUGAUCUUUUCAAAAUUUAGUGCAAAAUUUCAAGAAGCAGUGUACUUUUUUCCAUGAGUGAUGUUACUGACUGAAGAGCGAGUAAAAAGAAAUACUUUCUUCAGCUUUCCAAGGGUAAUAUUAGUUCUCGGUGUAUGUUAUACUGUGUUUCUUUUGGGGUUGGCCUUUUUGCACUCCUGCAGAGAACAGGCUCAUCAACGCAAAUUUGCAGUAUCCUCUGUAGUGUUUUGAGGACCCAAUAUUAAGUGCUAUUUAGAGCUUGUCUCCUUUCUGUGCUGCUGUUCCAAACUUUACUAGAAAGAUUGAUUAAUUGAUCAGGAUUCUUAGCUUUAAGCUUUAUUCUGGAUGUUUUUUCCAGGUUGUUAACAGUGGAAAUGUAAAUGUGUGAGAGUGAUUUGUAACCUUUCAGUUAAGGUAGGUCUCCACAUGGCUUCAAGAGAUGUUUAGUUUUCCAAAUGCUGCAGAAAAGUGCAUGUCUCCUUGACACAAUGCAUCAAUGAUGCAGUAUUAUUUAGGACAUUAUGUCUGAGUUAAGUGAUUUCUGUUUAAGAGUUCGGACAAACGGUCUGUGGCUUUUUGUUUUUUUGGUGUUUUUUUUUUUUUUUUAAUCUGCUGUAUUCUGUACUGGGCCUUAAAUACAGCUCUGAUUUAGUCUUAACUGCUGUUUCUAACAUUCACCGCACAUGCUUAUCCUCCAUGGGAAUUUUGAAUAUUGUCCUGAGACUUAACUAAGCAAAGCUGAUCAUUUACCUAUGAUGCUAUAGCCUCUCUUGAUAAUAGUAGCAAUUAUAAUAUAUACAACAGCAAAUUUAAUUUGUUAGUUUAAGCAAGCAAGGCUAAGCUUACAGUUAUAUUAUGAGAAAAGGUCACUUAGUUGUUUCUGAUAAUAGAUGUCUUUUUUUAAGGUAAGCAAUAAUAGAUUAGCCUGGUUAUAGGACAGAGCUUCUAUUUGAUUAAGAAUUGCCUACUUAGGAACUAGUACAAAAAAACUUCUUGUCUGCACAUAUCAAUCAAAUGUUUAAUCUGUUGAAAGAUCAUUGUACUAUGGUUUGUAAGUCUCUAUUCAUCAGUUUUUAACAGAAAUUGAAAGCAAAUAUACGUUAAAAGAAAGCUGAUGCAAGAUUACAUAUCUGUUCUAAUACACAUGGAGUAGCAGCUGUAUGUAGCACUUUAUGGCGAGAGAAAUGUACAAUAAUCAGAUCUUGUUAUGUUUCUAAAACACCUUGCAAAAUAAUGUGUAAAACAAAUAAUUUCUUGUAACAAAUUCAGCUGAGACUUUGCUGUCAUUUUAUUACUAUUCCUAAUGUUUCAUGUCUUGUUUCUGUAUAUUCUUACACUGCCUAGUUCAACAAAGAAUGUUUAUAUUUGCCCUGGU